AUGCCCCUGGGCUCGAGGAUGCUACUUCUCUUGUUCUUUUGCUGCGGGGGCUCGGCCCGGGUAAGUUGCAGCAGCAGCAGCAUCUCCCGCCUGGAGAGGGAUGGGGCGCUGCCGGAGGGAGACGACGAGGAGGAGGAGGGGAGCGGGGUGGGAAGGGGACCGUGCUGGGUUCCGGGGCUUGGAAGCUAGCCUGGAAGGAGCCACGAGAGUACCGCUUUCCUUGCAAUUCCUCUCUCUUUCCGCACAUCAUUAACUGCACGCUUGGAGAUGGCUGGGAUAUAGCUCCGCUUAUGUAUGUGUGUGUUGAGGAAAGGGGGUCCCCUUAUUUCUGCAUGCGGCUUGAGCGCCCCCCCCCUUCUCCAGAUGCCUUGUGCAAUAGAGGUUUCUCGUGUAUGUGUGUGUGGGGGGGGGCAGAGGAAGAGCUCCUGCAAAAGCUCCACCGUACAGCACUUACAUACACACGCAGCCCACCGCCACGCCGGCCAAGCGCUCUCCCUUUUCCUUUUUUUGUUUUUUUGUUUUUUUGCAGAGUAUGUGCAACAAUGUUAGCUUGUGUGUGUCUCCCCGCUGAGCCCCCCUCCCCUCCCUUUCUCCCCUCUAUCAAUUCAUAGACAACUGGCAGACGAAAAUCCAGAGGAGGAGGAGGAGGAGGAAGGAUUGAGCAAAGGAGGGGGGCGGCGGCAGUAGUGCUGGGGAAAGCUGGAUGGUCGUUUUGCUAAAUGCAAAGCGACUUAACGGGCGGAAAUGUGUCUCUUUGCCGUAGCCGGGGAUAGAGACCUGGGCUUGUAGACAACCGCGCGGAUAGAGCAUCCCAAGUUGUUUUUAGCUGGCGAUGAGAUCCAAACGGGAAAAAAGAAGAAAGCCAGCACCGCUGGAAGGAGCAUAUAAUUAUAUCUGCAUAUUAGAGAUGGGUUAUUAUUUUUUAAAAAAAGCUUUGCUUUGUUAGGAUCCUCCCAGAACUUCAGAACGCAUCUUGCCCUCGUGUGCUUAACCCACGUGGCGUGGCUGAAGUCUUGGGUGUUGCGGUUUAUCAACAGACGCUGUAAAGAGAACUGGAGCACUCGGAGGACCCAGGCAAAUCGAGACCGGCUUAAGGGUGGUUGUGUGGAUGUGGGAUUCUUGAGCCUCACCUCUGCCGCGUUGCUUUUUAAUAGUAUUUUUUUAAGAGCAGAAAUUGUGCAUCUUUCAACCAGACACACCCAUGGCUGAGGCUAAUACAGAUAUGUGCAGGGAGUUCUGCUAUGCACCUGAUAAAACUACUCAUAACAUAAAAAUUGGGAAGUCCCCCCCUUUCCCCCAAAAUAGGUAUUCCCUAGAGAAACUUGCUUUAAUAGCUUUUAGGGGAAUAACAGACUUGUACUUGACUGCAAAUGUGUAUUAACGCAGCUCAGAAUCUGGUUUGGCAGCUCUAACUUGCUUCCAAAUAUCCUGGUGUGCUGUAUGUAUUUUAAGGGAAUAUUUACCAUGCGGUCUGCCACGAAGCCUUUUAAAACGAAAGGAUAGGGAUGCAUAAUGCUGAAAUACUUUUUUUGUGGGCGGGAUAUUAGGUGCCAUGCUCCCUUCCUGCUUUUUGAUUAUUCCUAUAUUUUGUAUCUUUCUAAAUUUUAAGAUGAUUUCAGAAGGACACCCACGGCUGCCAAAUCAGCCUGAUUCUCAAAACCAUUUUUGAGUUAAAAUUGAUCAGAUUGCAAUUUCUCUUCCUUUCCAGGCUGAUAUGGAAAGCCCUCUAGAGUCUUAUUAUCAUUAAGCACAUUUCCAGUACUGGAGCUCUGACUGACAAUGGACACAAUCUGUUGGGAAGUUCUCCUGCAUAAAUCUGCCUACAGCAGUGUGCCAUUCAUUGCUUGGACAGGAGAGCUUCCUGGCAAAUGGCACCCCAAUAAUGGCUCUUGUUUGGGACCUCCUUUCCCAAGACAAAUUGAGGCACUUUAUUUGUAAGCCUGGAGAGAGAACUUGAUUGGGGGUGGGGAGAGAGAAUAGUGUCCUAAUUAAAAACCCAUCAAGGGAAAGCCGCUUUGUAAGGCUUGGCUGUGUAACCCUACCACCGACUCUCUGCUGCAGUGGCCCCACUGCUAGGGCCAUUGUAAUAAGUGGGUGAUUGGAAAUCCAAAGCCUAUUAUCUACUGUCAGACUCUGAAAUGCUUCUGAAUUGUAGAUCUUGCCAGGAGACUGCCGGAGUGCACAGCCGAGUCCCUCUCAUGCACUUUCCAGAGACGGUAGCUGGCAUUUCUCUCCCAAGUGUGAUUUCUCGCCGAUAUUACAUUGGCUUACUUUUUGCUUAGUAAGCUCCUCUGCAAGCCAGGAGACAGACUCUCUGUUCUCUUCGCCCCUUCUCUCCCUCUCUCAUCCACAUGCCGUGUGGCUUUCUUUCAGUCCACCGUUAUUUAAAAAGCCACCUCAGCUGAGCCUGCUUCUUUCUGCUACAUAUUAAGUCCUCAAAGCGCCUAAUUUUUCCAGUGAUCAUGGGGUUGGUCUGGCUUGCUCCCCCCCCCCCACUCUCUAUAGGGUUUAGGCCACUUGGUUUUGUCAUCAGCAUGUACCUUUAAUCUGUUUGGGAGAGUCCCUAGAAAAAUCUUGCCUGGGGUAGUAGAAAAACAGGGGUGACACCCCACCACCACCACCUUCCCAACCUCAUUUGUUAUAUAGGAAUUUGUUUACAAAUCACCAGCUAACAAGCCAUUCAGCUUCUGUGCCUGUAUGUUGGCUGGAGUCUGAUUGAGCACAUAGAUCUGGAAAGCCAAGGCACAAGGAAAAUUGAUUCUCCCCUCCAAGGCUUGGGCUUGAAACUAGCCUUUUUCUACGACGAUUCGCUCCAGUGUGCAGCUGGAAACAAAUCUCUGUCCCUAAAGGGAGGAAGUUACAUGGCAUAAGCUAUGGAUGUAGCGUGCAGGUUAGGGUGUCUAGGUGAUGCUCCUAAAUUGCCUCGCUGGGGGUGGUCAGGGACAGGCAGAGGGACUGUGCGUAUUUCUGUUUCUCUGGGUUACCCUGUGAACCUUUCAGGAUUUUGCUUUGCGUUCCAGCUAGGGAUGCUUGCAUGUGUACACUCGCUUCCUCCCUCUCCCUCUGCCUGCCUGCCAGGUGGUGAUUGCUCAGCAGUUCUGCAUUGAUUUGUUAAGGGAGGUACAGGCUGGGUAUAUAUGCAGACUUAACAGCAUCCUGCUGUAGCUUUAACAGUAACUCUCCAGAUCUCGAUUGUCCAAUGACUAGGGCCAAAGAUGGUGAUCAGAUGGGUUUCUUAAACCUGGGGGGGGGGGUUGCUUCUGGCAUGCGAGUCCUCAGGCUUGCCAGCCACGGCUUGAUUUGUAUUGAUCUGAGAUGUGAGGGUGCCUGUAAUCCAACUGGGGAGAUUUAUUGCUGUGUGCAUCACUCAAGCCUCCACCAUUCCCAGCAACCUUGCUGAAUAAUAUUCGCCCCCCCCUCCCCAGUCAUCUCUUCAGCAAAAGGCUACUGCUAUUUUCUGACUGGUGUUUCAUUUUCCCCACCCGGCUUGAAACAUGUUAUCAGUGUAAGACUUGAUGAACGCUGUUUCUGUUGCUCAGACUUGCCUGUUUGCAGACACUUGCGCACGGGCUGAGAAACCUCCCCCCAACCCUGGAGAUUCCCACUAGAAACAACAAUACAAUUCACAGUGUUCUGUUGCUCUUGUUUUGGACUCUGCAGGCGCCCAAUGGGGAUCUUACAGUCAGACCCACUUGCAAGCCAGGCUUCUCGGAAGAUGAUUACACAGCGCUGGUUUCCCAAAACAUCAUGGAAGGGCAGAAGUUACUCAAAG
This is a messenger RNA of Podarcis lilfordi (Lilford's wall lizard), 3772 nucleotides long. NCBI's taxonomy places the organism in Eukaryota, Metazoa, Chordata, Lepidosauria, Squamata, Lacertidae. The record is from the annotation of a GenBank genome assembly.